Molecule: messenger RNA, 2403 nt
Organism: Aegilops tauschii subsp. strangulata
Lineage: Eukaryota; Viridiplantae; Streptophyta; Magnoliopsida; Poales; Poaceae
Product: G-type lectin S-receptor-like serine/threonine-protein kinase At2g19130
Biological process (GO): protein phosphorylation; recognition of pollen
Molecular function (GO): protein serine/threonine kinase activity; ATP binding
Source: RefSeq, a predicted model, not a curated record
AUGCAUCUCAUAUAUUUCACCUUGCUCCUCUUCCUGUGCACCCAAACAAAUUAUGCCGCGACGGACACCAUCUUUGCCGGCCAAGCACUUUCUGUCAACGACAAGCUCGUCUCCAACAAUGGCAGGUACGCGCUUGGCUUCUUCAACACAAGCAGCAGCAAACCAUCACGAGACACCACCAACUGGUACCUUGGCAUAUGGUUCAAUACAGUCCCCAAAUUUACUUCUGCAUGGGUCCCAAAUAGGGAUAGGCCAAUCAAGAACACCACCUCACUGGAGCUCACAAUCUCCCACGAUGGCAACCUUGUCAUCUUAAACCAGUCCACGAAGUCCAUAAUCUGGAGUACACAAGCAAACAUCACAAGAAAUAGCACCACUGCUAUGCUCUUGAGUAGAGGAAAUCUCAUCCUAACAGAUUCUUCAAACUCAUCAGAGAUUUUGUGGGAGAGCUUUGAUCACCCUACAGACACACUUUUCCCUGGGGCGAAGCUUGGAUGGGACAAGCUCACUGGCCUAAACCGUCGUCUAGUUUCUUGGAAGAACUUGAACGACCCAGCUACCGGUGUGUACUGUGAUAGGUUAGACCCAAGUGGCGCCAAUCAGUUCUUGCUUACACCAAUGAACUCCUCCAUACCAUAUUGGUCGACUGGUGUAUGGAAUGGCAAAUACUUUGCCUCAAUACCAGAGAUGUCAGGCAACAACCCACCUUUUACUUCAAAUUUUGUUCACAAUGACCAAGAGAAGUACAUGACACUUACUGUAGUCGAUGAAUCAAUGGUUACUCGUAAUGUACUGGAUGUCUCAGGUCGAUCAAAACAGUUCGUUUGGUCGGAGGGUUCACAGGAUUGGACAAUGGUCUAUGCCCAACCGAAACUUCAGUGUGAUGUCUAUGCAAUCUGUGGACCAUUCACAAUUUGCUAUGAUAAUGCAGUUCCAUAUUGCAGUUGCAUGGAGGGCUUCACCAUAACAUCCCCCAAGUAUUGGCAGCUAGAAGAUACAACCGGUGGCUGCUCGAGAAAUACUCAGUUAGACUGCAUUAGCAAUAAAAGCACAACUCAUACCACAGACAAGUUCUACUCUGUGCCAUGUGUUAAGUUGCCUCAGAAUGCCCCAAAAGUAGAAGCUGUUGCAAGCGUGAGUGAGUGCGCACAAGUUUGCCUGAGUAACUGCUCUUGCACCGCAUAUUCCUUCAAUAAUGAAAGAUGUUCUAUCUGGCAUAAUGAACUCCUCAACAUAAGAGCACUACAAUGUAGUGGCACUGCCAGUUCAACUGGAGAAACUCUUUACCUUCGUGUUUCUGCUAAAGAUUUCCACAUAUCGAAAAACAACAGAAAGGGAAUUGUUAUUGGAGUUGCAACGGGUGCAGGCGUUUCUGCUCUGGGUUUAUUUGCACUUCUCCUGGUAAGGAUUUGGAGAAACAUAAGGAAGGGCUCUAGCCGUAUACUGGAUGGUGUUCAAGGCUGUAACAGAAUCAUUGCAUUUAAAUACACUGAUUUACAGCAUGCCACAAGAAAAUUCACAGAUAAGUUAGGGGCAGGCAGUUUUGGUUCUGUAUUCAAGGGGUUUUUAAAUGACUCAACUGCCAUAGCCGUGAAAAGGCUUGACGGUGCUUAUCAAGGAGAGAAGCAAUUUAGAGCUGAAGUGAGCUCGAUUGGAGCUGUCCAGCACAUCAAUUUAGUUAAGCUUGUUGGUUUUUGUUGUGAGGGUUCUAAGAGGUUGCUUAUUUACGAGCACAUGCCAAAUCGCUCACUUGAUGUGCAUCUAUUUAGAAACAACUCUACAAUGUUGAAUUGGAAUGUUAGGUACCAGAUAGCCCUAGGAGUUGCGAGAGGGUUAGCUUACUUGCAUGAGAGCUGUCGAGACUGCAUCAUACACUGUGAUAUCAAGCCAGAAAACAUACUUCUUGAUGCUUCAUUCGUUCCAAAAGUUGCAGACUUUGGGAUGGCAAAGCUCUUAGGAAGGGAGUUUACCCGAGUCUUGACUACAAUGAGAGGAACUGCAGGGUACUUUGCACCUGAAUGGAUUUUUGGGGUUGCUAUUACACCAAAAAUCGAUGUUUAUAGCUACGGUAUGGUGCUGCUGGAAAUUAUAUCUGGAAAGAGAAACUCAUGCGCACCAUGUACUAGCGGUGGCAACCUUGAUGUUUAUUUCCCUGUGUAUGCUGCACAUAAGCUUCUUGAAGGAGAAGUCAGGAGUUUGGUAGAUGAAAUGUUACAUGAUGUUGUCAAUCUGGACCAGGUUGAACUGGCUUGCAAGGUUGCAUGUUGGUGUAUCCAAGAUGAUGAGUUUGAUCGACCAACGAUGGGAGAGGUAGUUCGGAUUCUGGAAGGGCAAAUUGAAAUCGGGAUGCCCCCGAUACCAAGACUGCUUCAAGCUAUGGCUGGGAACUCGGUUGUGACAUGA